Molecule: messenger RNA, 1396 nt
Organism: Marmota monax (woodchuck)
Lineage: Eukaryota; Metazoa; Chordata; Mammalia; Rodentia; Sciuridae
Product: olfactory receptor 4C45-like
Exons: 3
Coding region: 430-1350 (306 amino acids)
Biological process (GO): G protein-coupled receptor signaling pathway
Cellular component (GO): membrane
Molecular function (GO): G protein-coupled receptor activity; olfactory receptor activity
Source: RefSeq, a predicted model, not a curated record
AAUGGUACCAUAUGAACGAAAAUGUCGACAUUGAAGAAUGGUCUGGGGCAACAAUAAUUCCAGUCUCAGAUCAUGGAGUCCAUGGAAGGCUGAGUUGAAAACUCCCAGAGGAGAAGAAAACAUUGACAGAGAAUUCCACUAUCACCAGACCCAGAUGUCCAUGAAGAUAAAGAAAUAUAAUUACAAAAUAAUCGUCAUUGAAGAUAUUUGAAAUCCUCCCAGCAAUGAAAGAAAGCCACCUUUGAGAUUUUUUAGAGAAAGAAAGAAUGUUCAGAAAUUAAACACAAGUCAACAUUCAUAAUAAUGCCUUGUUUUCUUGUGGUACCUAUAAUGUAUUGAACUAUUUGAAAUCUAACCUCCUUCUGUUCUGUACAACCGCCCAUAAAAGAGAUAAACUAUGCCCAAACACAAGCUAAAUUGACAGGAAAGAUGAGCAAUGUAACAGAAUUCAUCUUGCUGGGCCUGACCCAAAAUCCACAACUGCAGAAAAUCUUAUUUACUGUGCUUCUACUGGCCUAUUUGAUCACACUGGCAGGUAAUAUGCUCAUCUCCAUCACCAUCUUCAUCAGCCCAGCCCUGGGCUCUCCCAUGUACUUCUUUCUGUCCUGUUUGUCCAUUAUAGAUGGUUUCUACUCUUCUUCCAUAGCACCCAAAAUGAUCUUUGACUUGAUCUCUGAAAAGAACACCAUAUCCUUCAGUGGCUGCAUGACUCAGCUCUUUACUGAACACUUUUUUGCUGCAGCUGAGAUCAUCCUGUUAAUGGCCAUGGCCUAUGACCGCUAUGUGGCCAUCUGUAAGCCCUUGCACUACAUGACCAUCAUGAACCGGCAGGUGUGUGGUUUCCUGGUGGGGGCGGCUGGGAUCUUGGGGUUUAUUCAUGGAGGGAUACAGAUUUUGUUUAUGGCCCAGUUACCAUUCUGUGGACCCAAUGUCAUGGAUCACUUUAUGUGUGAUUUAAUUCCUCUCCUGGAGCUGGCCUGCACAGACACCCACAGUUUGGGGCCCCUGAUUGCUGCCAACAGUGGGUCACUGUGUUUGAUCACCUUCUCCAUGCUGGUGGCUUCCUAUGUCAUCAUCCUGUGCUCCCUGAGGUCUCACAGCUCCGAAGGGCGCCGCAAAGCCCUGUCUACCUGUGCCUCUCAUGUCACAGUUGUCAUCUUAUUCUUUGUACCUUGUUCAUACCUGUACCUCAGACCUGUGGCCUCCUUCCCUGCUGACAAAGCUGUGACUGUGUUUUGUACCCUAGUGACACCUAUGUUAAACACUUUGAUCUACACCUUCAGAAAUGAGGAAGUGAAAAAGGUUCUGAAGAAGCUCUGGGAUCAAAUGAUGAAAGUUGAUGAAAAAUAAACCCUGUGCAUAGUGCACUAAGAAGAAUAUUGAGUGAUAUUUUAUA